AUGGACAUUUACCAAACGAGGAAUAUGAAUGAUGACGCCGUUACGGGAGUACUACUGGUAUAUUCUAUCUGCUGUUUUUAUUAUAUUUUAUUUGUAUGUUUUAUUUACCUGUUCAGGUUCUUAGAUCAGUUCAUCGUGUUUCAAUUUAGCAGUGCUACAUCUAUCCGUUUGCAAAUACUUGGUCUCUCUAUACAAAUACUCCGGAGUUACAUGGCUUGCUCAGUAGAUUUUUAUAUGCAAGUCAUGAUAAAGCAAAAUCGGCCUAACCUUUUCCGACGGCAAAACCAACUUCAACCACCAGCAAGCGACUUUUUCUCCCUCAUCAGACAUCAAACAUCGCCGACUUUACACCGACACAUUUGGCAGCAGACAGACAGAGAGAGAGAAACAAAGGCAAAAGGAUUUCUUAAGCUUCAAAGGGGAUCUUACCGCUCGCUAAAACCCCGGACUCGUCUUUUCUUCGGCCUAGGCCUGAUGGGUUACGCAGCCUUUGGGAUGUGGGCAUCACCCAAGCUCGAGAAAUCGUUAGGAAUGACCCCAUCAAAGGAAGAGCAAGCAGAGCUGGACAGGAAGCUCUCCAUCAACGUCUCGACGGUGGAUAAAUGA
Microsporum canis CBS 113480 is the source of this 606-nucleotide messenger RNA. RefSeq lists its product as hypothetical. The record is from RefSeq and is a predicted model, not a curated record. Lineage: Eukaryota; Fungi; Ascomycota; Eurotiomycetes; Onygenales; Arthrodermataceae. The transcript is spliced from 5 exons. Bases 1 to 606 code for a protein of 201 amino acids.